AUGACCUCAUCACUUCCCCUUUCGAACUUGCAACGUUCCUCUUCCUUAUCUUCUUAGCUCUCUUUGCUAGCAACGCAAUUCUAGUGCAGAUCCUGAAGCCUUUGUCUAGAACCAGCCAAGAGAUGGAGAGAAAACGAAUAGCCAUCGUUGGCAGCGGGGUUUCAGGUGUGAGUGCUCUCUGGACACUCAAGAACACACAGCAUGAAGUACAUCUUUUUGAAAAAGAAGACCGACUAGGUGGCCAUACAAACACCGUGACUUGGGAAAGUAAUGGCCACAGUACUCCAGUCGACACUGGGUUCAUCGUUCUCAACACCGCUACGUAUCCGAACUUCAUCGCCUUCCUUGCCUCUCUUAAGAUCAAAACAAUCGCUUCCGAAAUGACCUUUGGCAUCUCCCGCGAUCAAGGCGCCUUCGAAUGGUCUGGCACAUCGCUCUCCGCUCUCUUCGCCCAGCCAACAAAUCUCUUCAAACCGUCUUUCUGGCGCAUGAUCUUCGACAUUGUGCGCUUCAAUCAAUUUUCUCUAGACCUUCUGUCUACGUCUUCUUCUAGUCCCGUAAACAAUAUUAGUAUCGGGGAGUAUCUGGAAAAGGAGGGGUAUUCGGAUGCUUUCAAAAAUGACUAUUUGAUUCCAAUGACGGCCUGUGUAUGGAGCACCGGACCUGAUAAAUGUGCUCUCGAGUUCCCGGUUCUGACCCUAGUAAGGUUCAUGUGGAAUCACCACUUGCUAACCACCGUAGCGGAGAGACCACCGUGGCUGACGAUCGAAGGGGGCUCGAAGAAGUACAUCAAUGCUGCGAUCAGAGAGUGUACAAACGCUAAGGUGCAUCUUGGGGUAGCUGUGGAAUCUGCCACCCGGAAAGAUGGAAAGGUCAUUCUACGCCUGGGAGGAGAAGCCGAAAACAAGGUAGAAUGGUUUGAUGAGGUAAUUCUGGCCUGUCACGGCGACCAAGCUUUCAAGAUCAUCAGACAAACCGCUGAACCAGAUGAGACGGAUAUUCUGAGUGUGUUUGAGACAACACCAAACACUGCUUAUUUACAUUCUGAUCUUUCACUUAUGCCCCAACGCCACACCGCUUGGUCCGCAUGGAACUACCUGGCAACAUCCCAACGUCAAUCAAAACCCUCCACCUCCGUUUAUGGCGCGCCCCAGACAGUCACCUUGACCUACAAUAUGAACAUCCUGCAAUCCCUCCCAACGAACACUUACGGCAACAUCCUUGUCACCAUGAACCCGGCAAACCCACCGAAUCCGUCACUCACCCAAGCCACGUUCCACUACCGGCACCCGCUGUAUACUGCUCCUAUGGUUGCUGCUCAAGAAAGGUUGGAAUGGAUUCAAGGGAAGCGGGGGAUAUGGUACGCGGGUGCUUGGACGGGUUAUGGUUUUCAUGAAGAUGGGUUUGCCAGUGGAAUGAGGGUAGGUUUACGGCUUGGAGGGGAGGUGACAUGGGAGGUGAAGGAUGCAAAUUUCAGUAGGGGAUCGAGACCUGUGUUAGAUUGGAAAGACUAUGCUGUAAGGAUCGUAAUUCUGGGUUUACAGUUGUUCAUUACUGUCUUAGAACGGGUGUUGGUAGUGCACAGAAUGAGGGGCACGCCGGAGGGUAAUGGUGUUGUGCAUGUGAAUGGCUUUGGGGCAAGAAAUGGGAAGCCGAAGGAAUUGUAGUCGAUCCAUUCCUUAGGAAGCGCGAGUUCGAACCCUCAGCGAUCGCUGUCUCUACACGUUUAGGUACAUCACCGCCACCCUAUAGUCGAAUUCCAGUAUCAUAAUUAUGCCAUUGAAUUUUGAGGAAUCCUGAUACGACCCUAGUCAUCACAGAAUGGGCACCCAGAUGCUGAAGCGAGCCAUUUCAUUCCCGAUACGGC
Messenger RNA from Lindgomyces ingoldianus, 1867 nucleotides. RefSeq names its product FAD/NAD(P)-binding domain-containing protein. Lineage: Eukaryota; Fungi; Ascomycota; Dothideomycetes; Pleosporales; Lindgomycetaceae. The record is from RefSeq and is a predicted model, not a curated record. The transcript has 3 exons. Gene Ontology annotation, molecular function: oxidoreductase activity. The coding region runs from base 123 to 1667 and encodes 514 amino acids.